CGAAUAUUUUAAUAUGUGCAAUUUUGAGUAGUUAUGGAAUUUCUUUUCAAAAUUGACCACAAAAAUUAUAGGUGGAGCAAUGUGAGUGGAGUAGUCUCUUUAGUGGUGGGCUCUACCAUCUGAUGUAUAUGGUCAUCAUUAUUUUCUGUAGUUGGUCUUGUGUCCGUAGAAUUAUUGUUCCAAAAGUAUGUCAGCUUGUUUGGGGACUUGAACAUCAUUAUGUAUUGGGUUAAUACACCAAGACCAUCUCAACUAUGAACAAAUAUUACUUUAUUCUCCUUGUCAAUUCCCUAGUGUUUUUUACUUUAUUCUUCCAAAUUCACUGGCCGUCGACUCACCUUCAUGACAUCAUACCCAAGUGGGUUUGUUGUGGAAUAACAAAACAGACAGUCCAAAGCCAGCUCAUUUGUGCCUCUUCUUAGAGCUUCUCAAAGGCAAUAUCACAAACAACAAACACUACAUAUUUAAAUCCCCUGGUCACUUCCUCUUGUUUUAUCUUCUUGUGUAUUUAGUCUAUCAACGUUUUUUCAUUUCUCAGUCCUAUCUGUUUUUCAUUCUCUUGUUGAUUACUUGAUAAUAGUAUUCUGUAUGAACCAGUUUGUUUGGUUGCCUAGAAAUUGAAGGAUAAGAAAUCAUAAUAGAGUUUUUAAUUCUUGUAAUUCAUCAUUCAUUUGAUUUAAUGUGCAUAGAGUAAAAAAAUAUCUUACUCCAAAGUCCGUAUGUUAAAUAAUUUUUUUGGGUAAAAGAAUAGGAUUCAAAACAUUUUAUGACGGCUCAAGAACGACCAAAUUAUAGGAGUGUCAUAGGUACAAAAGCACAUUUGUGGAGGCAUCCAAAGAGACAAAUCAUCUCAUAGUCUAAUUCCAUCACUCUAAUAUGAAUUUCCAAGAAGCAAGAGAAGUAACCGGUGUUCCCUUGCACCCAAUAAUUAAGCAUUUCUCAUCCAUAUCAAACGUGUUAGAACUCCGCCCAGUAAAAUCUUUAACCACUAGCUCUAACUUCACUUGAUGUAAGGCUGACGUGCUCAGUUCUUGCUCCAUCAUCCCAAAAUGUGCAAAGAUUGCCCUCCAGACACUAAUACUCGCAGGGUCCUUUGGGCCCACCCUAGGAACGCAAACCUGAAAAACAAGUGACACCCCCUAAUCGCAUGAUCCAGACAAACGGGAGGUGCCUACAAGAGUCAAACCUGGGUUGAGCAUGUGGGGAGCAAACCCACCACGUGCUGAGGUGAUGGACAUGCAGACUUCUGAAAUGUGUACUUUUCUUAAGAAUGAAGUGACUUACAACAUUCCAAGAGAGUUCCAUCUAAAAAAUGCAAAACUUUCCCAAUUUGAAACAAUUAGUUUGUCUCUUUCCUCUGUGCUUCGAGUGCAUUGCACUUGCAUCACUGAAUCUUUAGUCAAGAUUGGAUAAGAAAAUUUUAGUGUGAGGCAAAGAUUUUCACAUUGUAGCAGGCUGAAAUGAAGUUUUUGAAAGAUGAAUUGGUAUUCUGCAUACCAAAUGACCUAUGCAUUGAUAGAGAUGACAGCAGUGGUAGAUGAUCUAGAUGCAACUGGACACUCCAAGGGAAGGUAAAGAUCCACUCCACCAUGGGUUGCUAGCCAACUGGUGCCGAAUUUUUUGAUCAACUACAAAAUUAAAGUACCUAUUAGAUUUUAGUGUGCGCCUUCUUUUUGAUGUUUGCAAAAUAGUUGUAAUGUCUGGAGGAAGGGUGAAAUUUGGGGCAGUGUUAUCCGAACUGAAUUGAGUCGGAUAGUUGAAUCAUUGAACUUGGAACUAGCCCAUUAGAUCUGUCUGGUCGCAUUCUUACAUCAUAAUUUAAGAACCAACUCAUCAAACUGGAUGGUUCACAUUAAAUUGGGUGGUUAAUGAUUAAAUUGUCAAAAUGAUAUAGUUGCCCAGAAUAUGACUAUUAUUAGCCAAGAUUGGCAUUUUUUUGUCUUUCAUGACAACAUAGAAUCAAAAGUUCAGAAAUUUUGAAGAAUCCCUGAAAUUGAGAUGAAGGAUUAUCUUGAUUAGGACUAGAAGCUUAUUAUAGUCUUGCAUGAAGCCGCCUUCCAAUUCCUUUCUCAGACAUAUAGACAGCAUAUAUGUUCAAGAGAUGAAUAGUUUUUGAUGGGUAUAAAAAAUUGCUACAUAUUGAUUACAGAUUAGUUCUCAAAAUGAGAUUUUUCAUUAGCUAUAUAUAUAAACAGGCCUGGAGUUACUAACCAUCACAAUUAAAACCACAGUUAUCUUCCAAAUUCAUUGGUCCCCUUCAUGCAUCAAAACCUAGGUGGGUUUGCUGUAGAACAAUGUUUCAUAUGUCGCCUUCUCAAACAAAAAUCACAAGCAACAAACCCUAGGUAUUUGAAACCCCUAGGUCACUUCACCUUAUCUUUUCUUCUAUUAUUUAGUUAUAUUAUUCUCAGUCACUUUCUCUGAGCACAUACCUUUCUUCUUCUUCUUGUUUGUUUGUUUGUUUGUUUGUUUUUGGUUGAGUUUUAUGUACAAUAUGCUGUUACAUGUCUGUGCUCAUCUGUGACAUGACCUUUCUUGUUCAUUUCUUGAAUACAAGAAGAUAAUAUAAUUUUCAAAUCUUGUGCUUCAAUCAUUCAUGAUAUUGUUAUUAUUUUUUUUGGUAGGUAAAAUAAAUGUAUAGCCAUGCUAUUAAGUAUUUUGAUUUAAGUUCUUUUAUUUCAAGAGGUGGAAUAGCAUAACCUGGUUGAAGCAUAAUGAUCAUACGUCUGUAAUGCAUUGUAUGCCCCAUAAUAAGUCCCAUUUGUAUUUUGUCCACCCUUUCCUGGAAGUGGAUGACUAUUUAUAGCUAUUAUUACCUUGACACCAAAGAAGAGUUUGACAAAUAGGCCCUUUUGACUCAGUGGUAGAGUAACGCCAUGGUAAGGUGUAAGUUUAAUUUCAUUGAACAAAGGGAAAACAAGAAUUUACAAAAUAUACUUGGUCAGACCCAAGAAACUAUCCCAACGCAGCAACAUCCACCCCCGAAAACAACUAUCCAAGCACUAAGGAAAAGCCAAAACAGAGAUAAAAAAGAUGACUAAGAGUGAUAACUUGUGCAUUGCAUUCCUGAAAUUAGUAUUUAUGCAAUUAUAGACCACCCAAUGCAGAUCAUUCCCACACUGCUGAGGAUUCCUAGUACCAUUUCUAUCCAAAAUAACUUUCCAGACAAAGGUUGGGUAGGGACACUUAAAAAAUAGGUGCUCGUGAGACGCAUCCUCUUGGCUGCAUAGCACACAGAAAGUAUCAACCCCUGUACCCCAUUCAUUUAGUCUUUAUUUUAUAGCCAAUUUUAGCAUAAUAAUAGCCUUAGUAUAAAAGCACACUUCGGAAUAUUUCAAGGGAACCACAUAACAUUCCAAACCACCAAUUCCUGCUUCUUCCUUACACACUCCCAUGCUGAUUUAGCAGUGAAACUUCCAUUAGGAGAAGGAAGGCAAAUAACUUAAUCACGUCUACUCAGACUUGGCUUAUCCAUUUCUAAUCAACUCUUGUUUUAAGAGAGUUGCCAAUAUUCUGACCUUUCAUGAUGUUAAUUUAAAUUUAAUGUAAUGAGAAAAUGACUCUCAUUCCUCAUAUUAAAUAAUUUGUAUUUGGAUCAGCUGAUUGGAGGUUAGUCUAACUUCAUUGUUUCGAUGAAUGAAAGUUAUUUGUUUAUUUUAUUUUAUUUUUCUAUUUUUGCAAUUUCAAUUGACAAAAACAAUGCAUGUAUUUUGUCUAUUUCUGCUGGCUGAUUUUCUUAGGAGAUUUUAAUUGAAAACUUCUCCGGAAAAUUUCUACUUGACCAUGGUCCUUCAACAUCAGAUUGGAUUCCUGUUCUUGGUUUUAUCAUUAAAAAAAAAUCUCCAGGCAAAUUCAAUAUUUUUGUUUUGUAGCUAGAAAAUCCAAAUAAUAUUCAUGCAAGUCAUUGAGUGCAGGCCCACAGAAGAGAAAUCAUCUCUUGCUCCCAUCAUCCGUAACACUCGCCAAAACCAACAAUACCCAUUACUACAUCGACCUCAUCUCUGUCAAGAGGGUGCACCUAUUUCUUCUUUGCAUGUUGCGUGUUUAGUAUCAAGGAGGAGUCCUUCUCAAGAACUGCUAGAGCCUAGAAGUACUCUUUAGAAUUGAGAAACCAUAUUCUGAAAUUUCGCAUGAGUUUCUACUUUUGAGGCAAUGAGUGAAAUGUUCUCUCUGGAGCAAUUCAAUUUUGGUAGGGUUUCAGAUAACUAUAGUUCUUCUAUGGGCUUUGAGAGAGAUGAAGGAAUGAAUGCUGAGGAACAUACACAUUUGUAUGGAGAAGAAGAAUGGGGAGGGAAGAUGGCCAUUGAUUCAUUUUCUUCUGACCUUGGGUUCUUUGUAGAGAAUGCAGCCGAGGAUGGACUUCUAUUGUCCAGAUAUCAACAAGAACGUCAACAACAAUUGCUUCCAUAUUUUGGGAUUCUGGAUGAUUUAUAUCUUGAUAUUGUCUCCCCGCCGUUUCAAUCAUGUCAUGAAGAGACUGCGAAGCAUGCCAUUGUCGACACUGAAAACUCGCUGCUUGAUGAACCCAAGAAGGAAAAGCCAUGUGCAAUUCCUUUUGCCUCGCUGGGGAUCCUAAAGAACUAUUGGAGUGGCUUUAAACGAUUGAAUCGGGAAAAGGUAGAAGUGCCAAGCUAUGGUAUUGCAUGCACUAAGCCUGAGUCUAAGCUGAGUGGUCGAAAGUUAUCAACUAUGGAUAUUUUACGCCUGGCUGGAGAAAAAUUCGUCCAUUCCUCUUCCCAAACAGUUGAUGAUCACUCCACGCUAAGCCAUCCAUUUGGUAAUUCUUUCCGUAGUCUCUCUGAUGAUGAGAUUAAAGAUAUGGAACUUGUCCAGAAUCUUCUAGCUUCAGCUGAGAAAGUAGGUCAGCAACAAUACGAGCGUGCAGGCAAACUCCUCAGCCAAUGUCAUGAUUUGUCUUCUGAUACUGGAAAUCCUGUGCAAAGAGCUGUUUACUAUUUUUCUGAAGCACUUAGAGAAAGGAUUGAUCGGGAAACAGGAAGAAUCACGUCAAAGGGUUCAGGAAAGAAAUUGAUGUUAGAUCUCAAUGAGGCAUUGAUUUGCCCUAACCUUGCUGCCAUUAUUGCAUUUCACCAAGAGAUGCCCUUCUAUCAGGUUUGCCAAUUCUCUGGAAUGCAAGCCAUCAUAGAACAUGUAGGAGAAUCAAAAAAGGUCCAUUUAAUUGACCUUGAAAUCAGGAACGGGAUACAAUGUAUAGGCUUGAUUCAAGCUCUUGCAGGUCGAUCUGAGAGCCCCCUUGAACGUCUAAAGAUAACUGCUGUUGGAACAAAUUCAAAAUCAACAAUUGAAGACACAGGUGAGCGGUUGAUGAGUUUUGCCCAAUCCAUGAACUUACCUUUCUCUUUCAAUGUAGUUUUGGUUUCUGAUAUGCUAGAUCUCAAUGAAGACCUUUUUGACCUAGAGGCUGAGGAAACAGUUGCUGUCAAUUCAACAUGUUCAUUAAGGGCCAUGCUUACUAGGCCAGAUCGGUUGGAAUCUUUGAUGAGAGUGCUCAAGAAUAUUAAUCCAUGUUUAAUGGUGGUCACAGAAGUUGAGGCAAACCAUAAUUCGCCAAUCUUUGUUAACCGUUUCAUUGAAGCUCUUUUCUUCUAUGGUGCUUUUUUCGAUUGCCUGGAAGAUUGUAUGGAUCGGUACAAUCCAAAUAGAAAUAUUUCAGAAUCAAUGUACUUAAGUCAGGCAAUACAGAAUAUAGUUGCAACUGAGGGAGAGGAAAGAAUAAUCCGGCAUGUGAAUAUCAAUGUGUGGAGGGCAUUCUUUGCACGGUUUGGGAUGGUGGAGGAAGAAAUGAGCACAUCAUCUUUGUAUCAAGCGAGUCUGGUGACUAAAAAAUUCGCUUGUGGAAGCUCUUGCAUGAUUGACAUGGAUGGGAAAUGCCUUAUCAUUGGGUGGAAGGGAACACCGCUUCAUUCUCUUUCUGCUUGGAAAUUUGUAUGAGAGGCAUUGAAUAAAAGUCUGAUAGCUGUUUUUCUUUUUAUUUUUUAUUUCUGUAUGAAGUUCUCGAUAGACCUCUUCAGAUCCAGAUUCUCUAUAUCUAGUCAAAUAAUCUAAGAGAAAUCCCAUUUUUUGGUGUUGAUUUGUCA
This is a messenger RNA of Camellia sinensis, 6098 nucleotides long. RefSeq names its product DELLA protein RGL1. The record is from RefSeq and is a predicted model, not a curated record. Lineage: Eukaryota; Viridiplantae; Streptophyta; Magnoliopsida; Ericales; Theaceae.